GUAACACUGUAACACAACUGUCUUUUGACAAAUGUCUAAAAUGUCGUUACAGCUUUUCAAAAUAAUUUUAUUAACCAUCAUUGCUCAUUUUUGAACGAUUUGUAAAUUGUACUAGGUACCGCAAAAACCUCAUUCUCUUAAUUAAUAACUCGGUGAUAAAAUUAGUGCCUAUUAAACUCAACAAAAUGAACGAAACGAACCGGCUAUAAGUUUGGCGGGUUUUAUACAAACAAUAGUCGAAUAGCUUAAUGGCCGCAUAUCUAAAGGUCGGAUGGAGUUCUUUAAAAGACGGAGGUCCUACAUCCAGUGUAGUGUUUCUGUGUGUAAGAAAUGACGUCAUAUCGAGGGAAGAAGCUUGAUCAGCAAACUACCCUGCCUGACAGUACCACCGAGAUGCCAGAGUUCUCCACAGGGCAAGAUGUCCUGGUGAAACAGAAAGACGAUCGGUACUAUCUUGGUACUGUUGUUCAGGUAAACGCUACUCGUGAGCAAUGUUUGGUGAAAUAUGGCGACAACACAUACAACUGGUCCAGUUACAAAGACCUCACAAAAUUGAGCACGUCAGAACAAGAGGACUUGCUGUGUGUAGUAUGCAAGAAGUCAUCUCCAAAGAGCACCAGAGAUAUUGCUGUUUGCGAUCAGUGUGGUAGGGGUUACCAUUUGAAGUGUCAUCAACCUGAUGUAUCUCAUGGUAAUCCAAAAGAAGGUGCAACAUGGAUGUGCAAGAGGUGUAUAGACAGCGAACCUCAGAGACUGAUUAAAAGUGAAUCAAAACAACGCAGGGACUCUUUACGUAGUGUAUCAUCUGAAGGACGAUCAGUUCCUACUUCUACUGUAAAAGUCCUACCUUAUGAUUUGAACUCUCUUGACUGGGAUACAUAUCAUCGAGUAAACUCAGAGCAAAUUUAUUGUUACUGUGGCGGUAAUGGAGAGUGGUACAAGCAGAUGUUACAAUGUGGCAGAUGUAAACAGUGGUUCCAUGAGAGGUGUUUGGAUUGCUUACAAUAUCCUCUGUACUGUGGAGAUAGGUUUUAUGUAUUUGUCUGUUCAAUAUGCAACCAAGGUAAGGACUUCCUAAGGAGACUAGAGAUGAAAUGGGUGGAUGUAGUGCAUUUGAUGCUGUUUAAUUUGACAGCAUAUAAUGUCAAGAAGUAUUAUGAUCUGGAUACAGUCAUUAUUCCGUAUAUUAAUGAUAACUGGCAUGCCCUCCAACUACCACCAAAGAUUGCUAAUGUGACAAAAUCAGAACGCAGGGAGAACAUAUUGUCAGUGCUGACCAAUAAUAGAAAUAGGUUUAAAUGUGGCCGAGAAAUAAAAAAGAGGACCACAAUAUGGGGGUUGAGGGUAAGAUUACCUCCCCCAGCUCCUUGUGUAACACUUCCGCCUACAGGUCCUGUCACAGAGGACGAAUUGAGAGAACUGUGGCAAGGAAACAGACGUUUGCAGUUUCUGCCGAUGGUGCCGUCGCCAGCAGGCACAAAACGUAUCGUACCAUCGGACGCGAGAAUGAGAGCGUUGAUGUGUGGCGCCACCUACCAGCAGAACAACGGCGGCGAUAGGUCGGACUCUGAUUCCGAAUGCGAAGUGGGAGGCGACACUGCCAGAGAUGAAGACUCGGAAACGGAGUUCAGUAGGGAUUUGAAGCCUGCCGUCGAAAAGGUUUCCACUUCGAUCAAGUUACCUCUUCAGAAAAGUGAAUACCUGGGUGCCGGUUGUGCUAAGAAGAGUGUCCCAUUGAAAAAGAUGAGUUUUCAAAGGAGGAAGAAACUGUUGGCGAUGAGCAAUCGGGAACGAGAGAGGAUUUUGAAAAGACCAAAAAGGAGAGUUGUGCAACAGCAAGUUAACUCCAAACAGAAGGAGGGACAAACAAAAAGACUUAGAUUAGAUAAUAAAACAAACGAAGCACUGCCCCCGACGCCGCCCACGUCAGUUAGCGCGCCGCCCACGCCGCCCGCUUCGAGUUCGAACUCCGCCUCAGUGAACUCGGACCUGAGCAACGAUUUCUGCGCCACUGCCGAUACCUCCGCUCCUGCCGGCCCUGCAUUGCCACCCCACCGCAAGAAGGGACUGCUUGCUGAGUUGGCCGCCUCCGAGACGUACGCGCACUGCGACACAUCGGGGGAUGAGACUAGCUCCAAGAGUACGCUGGAUGCUAUCAUACCGCCGCCCAAAGAUUUCGAAGGUAAAAACAAUCCAUUCCUGGCCCUACUUAGGACCAAUUCCGAGGGAAAUGAUUUGAAGGUGAAGAGAAAGGAACCAAGCCUGCCACUGCCGUUGACUGCUGUGAUACCAGGAAAGCCUUUGAUGAGGCCAAUGAAGAGACAACUCAGUGAAAAGGAUAUUAUUAUUGGACCUAACGGACAGGUGAAGAGGAAGAGAUUUCGUAGGACAAGAAGUCAUACAAAUUAUACUGCUGGACAGACUGCUAGUAAGACUGCAACUAUGGUACCAGUGAGACCAGAUGCCAAAGAAUGGGGCCAGAGGUCGAAUCAGGGACCUAGUACCUCGCCAAUUGGGACUUGUAUGGAGUAUGCGUUGAACGGUAGACGACUCCGACAGCGACCUGAGAGGCAACCUCCUCCAGAAAAGGAAAAACCACCUCCAAGUACACAAACCACAUCUAAACCUAGUCCUGUGAAGACUGAACCGGAGAUCGACAUGGACGAUUUGAAGAGCUCUGUUAAUAUAUAUUUUGGUGCUGCCAAUAGGAUUGCUGCUGGGGAGAGGUUCCAGGUGAAAGCAAAGAGGAUUGGUCCUAUGGGCAAGGUAGACUAUCUUUUGGAAUGGGAAGGACCAAGCAAUGGGAUGACUUGAUCAUUGUAGAGGCUUGAAUAGUAGUGUGAUUUGGGAGAGUAAGAGCCAAAGGCUUCUAACAUAAUUAGCGAGCGAGGAAGUUUGGUUGCGAGAAACGGGGUACAUACAUAUUACUAGCACAUUUGAAUUCUUCCGAUUUCAUUAACUUUGUUUUUUUUUAUUUAUUAGUUUAAUAUCCUUUUUUGGGGUCACUGUAAUUUGUUUUGGAGAUGUGAAGACAUUGAUCCAAGGAAUCGACAAAAACAUCAGGUUUAACGUCUUCCAUCAAAUUUUUGACUUGUUUGUAGAAAAACACCCGUCGAAUCAGUAGUCUAGUGAAAUUAGAAAACCUUUGUUAACUCAACCAAACGUCCUGCAAGAGUUCAAAUUUUUUUACGUGAACUCAGAUGUUAUGUCUACGGAGUAGAUUUAAACUGUAGGUUUUCAAAAGCAUCAUCAAUUUCAACUGAAAAAACAUCCAAAUCCUGAUUCUUUUGAUAGUAAAAAAAUGUUGCAUAGGCAACUGGCCGAUAAUUUAAAACUCAUUAGCAAUAUGAAUACUUUGUGAAAGUUAUACUGACAUUUAUAUUAUUCGAUAUUACCAAUUAUUAUUCUACUGGUUGAAAUGUUAGAGGUAACAUUAUGUAAAACAUUUGGUUUUUACUUUUAGCGCCAUGAGCUAGAGUUGCAAUUCUUUUUCUUACAAAUAUUUUUCUAAAGAAAUUUUGUUGGAAGAUCGACUUUUUAAAUCUAUUGUGCAGACUAAGGUAUUGUAAUAAAUGUUCUUAAAUGGUGUUGAGUGACUGUUCUGCUCAAAAAAUGUACAAAAUACUGCUAGUGUACAUUACGCUAGUUACCCAUUCAACCGUUCCUAAAGCUGUACUUUGGAAAAAUCUGCAGAAAAAUCUAUUAUCGCGUUAGUAAAAUUUCAGAAUUAGUAACUCAAUUCGGCUUGUUGAGUAUAUAGUCAGUAAUUUGAUCACCAAAAAAUGUCGCGAAAGUAUAGUAAAUGUCCAAAAAAAAAACAAUUUGUUUAGAUGUUUAUGUGUCUGUAUAUUGAAUUGGUAUUAGAAUCCAAUGCUUUAUAUCGUAAAAUCACGAGCUGUUCGAGAACAGCAAAGAAGUGAGUGGGACUAAUUUAGUAGUUUCACACUUGAUGUUACUACUCUGUAAUUUUUUCGAGUGCAGCAUAUGUAUUACUGGAACAGUACUAUUACUAGUAAUAAUCUUUUUUACAGCAGCAAAUUGUAAACAUAUAUAUUUUUUUCAUCGCCAAUACUGCCAAUCAAAUACCUUUGAAUAUCACUGCCAAUAUUGUUGAUGAUUUUUUUUUAAGUUGGCAGGAUCACGUCCCAAGCUUCAAUGAAAAGGGUCUGGUUCAGCCGACAGUUGUUGUAGUAAUUCGCUCCCAAAAAUAUAUUCAAACGACUGUACUAAAUGAAUUAUUUUUAACAUGAUUUUGUAUAUUUUAUAUAUUGGAAUGUUUCUUUUACAACGGCUGGAUCACAGUAUGUAUAAUUUCUUGUAUGGAAAAUAAUUAGUUGCUUAACUGUCAAAUACAACAAUUUAAUUUUUGAGACUUGGUUCAGUCAAUCUGGCAUCAAAAAAGGUCUGUUCAAAAGAGAAGCGUAAAACCACCGAUUUGCAUCAUCCCCUGCCGUUUUUUUUGGGAAUCUCAAAAACAUUUUUGAAGCGAUUUUCUGAAUAAACCGUAAGUCGUACAGAAAAAAUUAUAUAACAAAAAAUAAAGAUAAUCGAAUUCUCCAGAGUUUAUCUUCCGGGAGAGAAGCUGUGUAACCACUGGAGCAAAGUUAGAGGGCGUCAGUCACCCAAAUGCAGUUUUUUGUUUGUUUCGUAGUGAAAUAAUUUUUUCCACUAUCAAAAACUUUUUUAAAGUAAAGAGCGUAAAAUCCCACCAAAUUCAUGCAUACACUUUUUUACUAUAUACUUCAUUCACACUUAUAUUUUUCUCAUACAUUCAGAAAGUUUUUUAUGAACAUGUCUGGCAGUUACCGCGUUGCUGCAUUUUUCCUGUAUUAAUAAAUAAUGUAUUGAAAAUUCUCAACCUCCAACCUAGUAUAUAUAAUAUACAAAACUACAUUAGAAGUUCACCAUGCACUCAAUUGAAAUAACAUCCUUUCUCGGGUAAGAAAUGUUCCUAAUUAUUUGUUCAUUUCCUUUUGCUGUUUGUCAUUGAGCACAGGAAUAUUAAAAUAUUGAUAAUGCACUUUAUUUCUUUUUUUUUAUUUUAACAUACAUAUAUGAAUUCUUAUGAAUCGCCGACUAAUUCACGGUAAUUAAGUGUAAACGCUGAUUCAAGACGCAACUCGAUGCAGGUAAGUGGUCUUAAACAUGUUCUUCCUUGUGUUUUUUUAUACUUUGGAGCCCCACAAGGUUGUUAUUUUGGUGUUUAGUAUGUUUUCUGGUAGACGUAUGAAUAAAGAAUAAUCACUGGAAACUUCAGCGGCAUCUACCUUUUGCAUAUGUGCUCUAGUAGCAGAAGAAAUUGAAUUGUUUUUCUUUAUUUUAAAAAUUUCAGUAAGACUUACCAAUUCCUCGAAAAAUUAAAUCCAAAAAUUUGGUUGCAAAAUUUUUAUUGAGUUUCCCAAAAGAACGGCAAGGGUGUACACAUCGGUGGUUUUAAGAUUUUCUCUUGAACCACUAACGACUGACAAAAAAAGAAAGCGGAAUAGAUUUUUUGAAUAAUAAAGUGCCAAAUUGCAUGAACUAACUUUUUUUGGAUAUUUUGGUAAACGUGAAAGAAACUCAAGUUGUCAAAUUACUACUUACAAAUGUUUACAAAACUUCGUAUAUACGCUAGGCAGAGUCUGGGCAGUCGGUCAAUGUACUGUGAUACAUGAUAGUAUACGUAAAACAUCAAUACCAAGGUGAAGUUUUUUAAGAUGCACUGAAAUAAAUUUCUUGUGAAUAUUUUCUCUGCCAAACUGCAAUCACAACUUGUAUCAAUAAAAUUUGAUGUUUAGACUGCAACUUUAUAACUAUAUAUAUGUGAUGCAGCCACUUUGAGUUAUAAUCUGGGUUUCCGGCAGUUUAAAGUUUUUUAAUUUUUGUCAAGGAUCUAAUGGUGUAUAUGAAAAAUAAACGAGCAAAAGAAAUAAACUGGUAAUAUAGCUUUCGUUUGUACGGCCAUAUAGACGGCCAACCAUGGACAGAUGUUUCGUGCUAUUUGGCAACUCCUCAGCAUGGUGUAGGCUUAGUCUAUGUGAACAACGAAUGGAAGCUGAACAACUGUUAUAUAUCCAGAAUAUAAGGUUUAUUAAAAUAAAUUUUAAUAACCUGAUACCUGCCAAACAAUCCCACAAACUUGUAACUAAGAUACAACGAAAAAUACACGGCAUGAAAAAAAAAAUAUUACCUUUUAUUGAUAUUGCUAAUUAACAGUGAUCUUUGAAACAAUAUUUUUAUUCAUCAUUAGAAACCUUGAUAAAAGCCCCAUAACUAGUUACGAGGAACCUAGAUAUUUAUUUUUGUUAAUUUCGUCUAUUUAUUUGUACCCACCCGCUUAAUGUUAUUACUAUAUGUUAUAAUAUGAUGCAUACCGAUCUAUACAGAAAUUCAAGUUGUACAGGUACAGUUAGGAUUUGCAUUUUUUAGCAUAGAUUUUUUUAUUUAGCUGUGAUUCUUUUCCUCUGUCUUUACAGUUGUCUGUUGACGUAAAUCCUUAUUUACGAUUAUGUAUAUACUUUUUCUCAACGCCUCUGUAGUUUUUCCAUUUGUUCAUUGUUUGCAUUUAUCGUCAAUAGUUGCUUUUAGAACCACAUAUUUUUGUAUCUGUUUUUAAAUCACUUCAACAAUAGUCAAAUUGGCUAUUGCAGACUUUUCUUAUAUAAAGUUUUGUUUAAUGUUGUACGCCGUAUCAACUUUUCGUAUAGAAAACUACGUAAAUAAUCUAUUAAGAUCCAUAUUUAUAAAAAAUGUAAGAUUUUGGAUGAAAUCUCACUUUCACUGGUAAAUUUCAUUCGUAUUCAAAAUUCACUUGACAGUAAAAUAUUUGGCCGGUGGAGGUGAUUUAUUUAAAAAGUUAUAAAAUUGUAGUGGGUGAAGGUCUAUCCAAAAAUAUUGUGAAGGGGCUAAGAGAACACACCUACUCGUCUUUGAAAGAAAUGGUAAAAAGGUGCUUUAAAAAUAUUCUGUAUGUAGGUAAAUGAAAAACUUUCUUAAUAAUGGAAGUGUGAAAAAUCAGUAUUCACUUCACCUAACACAAGAUUGCUAGCAAAUAUUUUUUUGAUGAUUUUGUGAAAAAAAUCAUGUUUUUUAGUAGCUUAAAUGAGACUGAAUUUCUGGGUGUAGAUACUUACAUCAGUUGGUUAAUUUACUUUAAAUGAUCG
Molecule: messenger RNA, 7142 nt
Organism: Acanthoscelides obtectus
Lineage: Eukaryota; Metazoa; Arthropoda; Insecta; Coleoptera; Chrysomelidae
Source: the annotation of a GenBank genome assembly